CAUGUUACCCUCCUCGCGCUCUUUGGAGAAGUCUGCUCGCAGCAGAACUGGGCAAAUCUUCACCGUCCGUGUCACCAUAAAGGGUUAAACGGACAAUGAAGACAAUGCAUGUUGUGUAAAGUGUUUGGAUUUUGAUCCUUUUGUUUCGUCCUGAGAAUGGAGAUCGGCAAACUGAGGUCGCUCGUGCUGUUGGAGAUACAUUUGCUGCGGGUGCUCGCGCUGUCUGUGCUCGCGCUGUCUGUGCAGGGUCAUACUGGUCCAAACCACGACAAUGUGAUUGACCUUCUGGUGGCUCUGAACAUGUCCCAUCACAUCAGUGGCGUGUCCAGACUGCAGAGUCCCAGCGGCGCGGCGUACAGAAUACGUCCCAGAGCCCCUCACCUGACCCUUCCUCGAGAAUACUCCCGCUUAUUGUGCUCCGGCCUUCAGGGUAGCAUGGGGUUGCAUUUGGUGAUGCAUCAGGCACCGGGCUCCAGUGCAACCCUUUUCUCUCUCUCCUCUACAUCCUCGCCCAUUCUUCAACUCGUCUCCUCCACCCAAAAUGAGUCUCUGCGUUUAGACUACACGACCGGAGAAGGAGCUCAGAGCCUCGCCAGUCUCCACUUCCCCGGCAGAAACCCCUUCUCCAGGGAUGAGUGGGUACAGGUGGCUUUGAGUCUGGAGGCUAAGAGGCUGACAUUGUUUGUGGACUGUCAAGAAGCUGUGGUUGUAGAGAUAAAAAGUGAAGAGACACUCAGCCUAGAACUGCCUCAAGAUGUUGUUAUCACUCUUGCCAGCACCCAGGGAAGAAAGGACAGCAAAUUUAGUGGAUAUUUGAAGACGGCUGAGAUUUCGAUGAAAGCAUAUCCAAAGCGUCCAUGGCUCUGCGACGGUGUUGAAGAUGUUCAUCGCCCGUCUCAGUAUGCGGACGCUCGUAGAUCAGAUCCUCUGACUGACAGCGGCCGACUGUUCCAGCAGGAUGCAGCGGCCAGUAAAUCUCAAGCAGACUACAGGUCAGCAGACCAAACCCACCAUUAUCCCCUUGACAUGCAGAAUGACCAGCUGCAGAGAGCUGUGGUGCUGGGCCCCCCAGGAUCUCCCCAAGGGGUAAAGUCUGUUUCUCAGGCACAGAAAGAUGACAGGCUGAAGAAGCUGGAGAGGAGACUGGAGGAGCUGGCUCUUAUGCUGGACAUGGUCAAAACUCAGAAUGCGGAUCUACAGUCCCGUGUGCAGUACUUGGAGGGAUGUGAGUGUGUGAGGCACCGGUGUGUGUGGGAGGGGCGUGAAGUUGAAGACGGCCAGCAAUGGCAGAUUGACCUCAACACCGUGUGUACCUGCAAAUCAGGAGAGGUCACAUGCCAAGCUAUUAACAAAGGAUGUGAGCUGGAUGGCACCGUUCAUAAUGUGUCCUACACCACUCUGGAUGGUUGCCAGACAUGUACCUGCAAAGGGGGUAACAGGGAAUGCUCUCCCUGCCCUGCGCCAGACUGCACGCAGAAGGAGAAUGAACCUGGAGGCUGCUGCCAGCGAUGCAGAGGCUGCGUCCAUUCUGGUGAUUCCUAUGAGCACGGAGCCCAGUGGAGGCCUGCAGAGGAACCCUGUGAUGUCUGCCACUGUUUGGAGGGUCAUGUUCGCUGUGAGAGAGAGCGGUGCAACACCCCUUGUAAAAACCCAGCUGCCCCUCCACCCAAUACGUGCUGCCCAGUUUGUCAAGGGUGUGGUGUGAACGGUCACGACUUCCCCAAUGGAGCUGUGAUCCCGACUGGAGACCGUUGUCAAGAGUGUACGUGUGAGAAUGGAAAUGUGGCUUGUUCCCCCCUUUCCUGCCCCGCCUCGUCUUGUCGAAACCCAGUGCAUCGUGCUGGAGACUGUUGCCCACGAUGUGAGCAGUGUGAAUAUGAGUCAGAGGUGUAUGUGGAUGGACAGAAGUUCUCCUCCAGGACAGACCCCUGCCUGCGCUGCACCUGCUCAGCAGGUGAAGUGUCCUGUGAGCGUUUUGAAUCAUCAUGCCCCACGCCAAGAUGCAGCCAUCCAGCUAAACGCAAAGGAGAGUGUUGUAGCGCAUGUGAUGAAUGUGAGUACGACAGGAGAGUGUAUGCUGAUGGGAAAGUAUUCUCUCCUGCUGGAAGUGGACCCUGCCUGCAGUGCAGGUGUAAGGGUGGAACUGUGAUUUGCCGUGAGGAGAAGUGCCCUCCUGUCCAAUGCUCCAAUCCAAUUAUAGACCCACAACUCUGCUGUCCAAUAUGUAAAGUUUGUGUGUUGGAGGGGGUGGAAUAUGAGGAAGGCUCCAACUGGAGCCCCGAGGGUCCCUGCUCCAGAUGCACCUGUGUAAACGGAGAGACUGUGUGUGCACACACACAAUGCCCCCCUACUGAGUGCCAGCAUCCCACAAAGACCACUGGCUCCUGUUGUGCAGUGUGUGAAAGCUGCACCUACAACCACCGUAUCUAUAGCAACGGACAGAGGUUUACAACCCCUGACCAGCCCUGCCACAUCUGCACCUGUCAACAUGGCAGUGUGGAGUGUGAGAGAAGACCCUGUCCUCCUCUCAACUGCUCCAACUCGCACACACCGCCCGGAGAGUGCUGCCCCAAAUGUCCAGAUUGCUCCUUCGAAAAUCGCGUCUUUGUGGACGGAGAGGCUUUCCCCAACCCCGUGAGUGUGUGUGAGGAGUGUAAGUGUGUGAGCGGCAGGAUCGACUGUCACCAAUCCCAGUGCUCUCAUCCUCAUUGCAACGCACCACUACCUGGAACAUGCUGUCAGAACAACUGCAAUGGCUGCAGCUAUGCUGGGAAAGAGUAUCCCAACGGACAGGAGUUCCCCCAUCCCACUGACUCGUGCAGGACAUGCAGCUGCAUUAAUGGGAAUGUCCAGUGUCUAAUGAAGAGGUGUCCACUUCUACGCUGUCCCUCCCCAAAUGUGCUGCCCGGAGACUGCUGCCCCCAGUGUCAGGCUCCUCCGUCCGACUGUGUGUAUGAACAAAGACCCUACAGACACACUGAACGUUUCUACCAUCCGACUGACAGCUGUCGAUCAUGUGCCUGCACCGACGGAAGUGUUCACUGUCAACGCAAGCCCUGCCCCUUUGCCGCGUGCUCUCACCCCAUCACGCAGGAGUGCUGCAGGACCUGCGAAGGUUGCCUCUUUGAAGGUCGAGAGCGAGCUAAUGGGGAGACAUGGGACGACCCAUCCGACCCGUGUGCAGUGUGCGUUUGCCGUGAGGGCUCUGUCCAGUGUGAGAGAAAGCGCUGUCCACUCUCUAACUGUAAACACCCUGUGCAGAGACAGUGCUGCCUGUCCUGUGAUGGCUGCAUGUAUCAUGGUAAAGAAUUUCCGGACGGCACAGAGUUCGGUGACAGCAACGAUCCGUGUAGCGUGUGUUACUGUUACGGAGGGGAGGUCGUCUGCUCAAAAUUACCCUGUUAUCAAGAGUGCAGCCAUCCUUACAAACCGCCCGGACAAUGCUGUGGGGAAUGUGACCGCUGCUUCUAUAACAACGCUGUCCUUACAAAUGGACAAACGAUCCCAGACGCAGGAAACCUCUGCUCUGAAUGUACCUGCAAGAGUGGUUCAGUGCGAUGUGUGAAGAAGACGUGUCUACCAGCUCUCUGUCGUUACCCGGUCACCAACCCCUGUGGAUGCCCCGUCUGUGAAGGUUGUCAUUUCCAAGGUGUGAGUCAUGUUGACGGACAGACGCUUCCAGGAGGCGAGGGCGGAUGCCAGGACUGCACAUGCUCAAAAGGGGAAGUGGUGUGUGCCAAGCGAAGAUGCCCUGCUGUGCCGUGCCCACAUCCUGCACUGGACGGCUGCUCAUGUGGAGAGUGUGACGGAUGCAACUUUAAUGGUCGAGGGUGUUUUAACGGAGAAAGGUUUCCACACCCCUCGGACCACUGCCAGCUCUGCUCCUGUUUGAACGGUGGUGUUGUGUGUACCCACAAGUCCUGCCCCAGUGUGUCCUGUGUGCGUCCUGUGACCCCUCCUGGUGAGUGCUGCCCUGCGUGCACAGGAAUCUGUCUCCAUCAAGGGAAAGAGUAUCAGUCCGGCUCGUCCUUCUCUUCGCCCUCUGAGCCGUGCUCAUCGUGCUCCUGUCUGAACGAGGUGGUGAACUGUCAGAGGAGACCUUGUCCAGUCCAGUGCUCCAACCCGGCCCCUUCAGACACAUGCUGCCCAGUCUGUGACUCCUGUUUGUAUGAAGGUGUCAUUCACCCUCACAGUCACACCUUCACAGCCUCCAGCAACCCCUGCCAGCGCUGCACCUGUGUCAGAGGCUCCAUCACCUGUGUGCCGCUGGUCUGCCCUCCAACCCCCUGCACCCGACCCGUUACCAAGCCAGGACAGUGCUGUCCUGAUUGCGCAGAAUGCACUCUUGAUGGACAGCAGUUCAUUGACGGGCAGACGUGGACCCUGAGCUCAAACCAGUGCACCACUUGCAUUUGCCAGGCGGGUGAGGUGCAGUGUGCGUCUCCUACGUGUCCCAAGCUGUCUUGCAUGCAUCAGGUGACAGAUCCAGGAGAUUGCUGUCCUCGCUGCAGAGGUUGUGUGUAUGGAGGAGAGGAGCACAGUGAGGGCAGUAGCUGGUUUGCAGAGUCUACCCCCUGUAUGACCUGCAUGUGUGUGGAUGGGGUGACCACCUGCUCUGAAGUGCGCUGUCUGUCUCCCUGCAUGAACUUCAUUAACGUUCCCGGGGAGUGCUGCCCUGUGUGUGCUGACUGUGUAUUCGAGGGACGAGUGUACGGCCCAGGUGACAGUUUCUAUCCAGCUGGUGACCCCUGUCAGAUCUGCACUUGUGAGGUGAUGCCGGACGGCGAGCAACAUCUGAGGUGUUACCAGAAGCAGUGUCCCAGUCUGGUCGACUGUCCAAAGAGCAACAUCUUGUUUUCUGGACCGGACUCGUGCUGUCCUGUCUGUGCACAGCCUCUCAGUAACUGCACGGCUGCACUGAUUGGCAACGAGGUCUUGGCAACGGAUGACCCUUGUUUUAACUGCCAUUGCAAGGACCUGACAUGGACCUGCUUACACCAAACCUGCCUCCCACUCACCUGCCCUCGUAAUGAACAGUUCACCCCUCCAGACUCAUGCUGCCCUGUGUGUAAAGAUUGUGUGAUUGAGGGCCAGGACCGCCGCGUCGCCAACGGCAGCAGAUGGACUGACAGCGAUGACGACUGCGUCACAUGUACUUGUAACCUGGGUUAUAUCGAGUGCAGCAUCGAGGAGUGUUUACCUGCUGUUUGUCUGAAUCGCCAGAAAAAAGUGAAGAUUCCAGGGAAAUGCUGCUACGAAUGCCAAGACUCAGGGGCAUCAUGUUUGCACCAGGGGACAGUGUAUCACUCUAAUGAACGGUGGGACGUGGACGAGUGCACGAGCUGCACAUGUGUGUCUGGAGACGUACACUGUCACAGUGAACGCUGCCCCCCCCUCACCUGUGCAACAGACGAGAUGCCAGCGAUCGUCCCCGGUCUGUGUUGUCCUCACUGCCUUCCUCGUCCAGCCACCUGCAUUGCCUUCGGCGACCCUCAUUACCACACCUUCGACGGGCGCAUGCUGCACUUUCAGGGAGCGUGCACAUACGUCCUGGCGCAGGACUGCAAGGGAGGGGACUUCAGUAUUCAUGCCACUAACGAGGAUCGAGGACGUAAAGGAGUGUCCUGGACUAAAGAGGUGACUGUGUUCAUCGGAGACAUUACUGUGCAGCUGCUUCAGGACUGGGUUGUAAAGGUGAACGGUGAGGUUGUGACUUUGCCGUUCCUCAGUGAACCGUACAUCUAUGUAGAACGACAAACCAACACGAUCUUACUCAACACUAACAUCGGGCUGAAGGUGCUGUGGAGCGGCCGUUCACAUCUUGAAGUGAGUGUGCCCGGCUCCUAUAGGGGCCACACUUGUGGGCUCUGUGGAAACUUCAACAACUAUUACCAGGACGACCUUCGAAUGCCCAGCGGACGACUCAGCCUAUCAGAGGCUGACUUUGGCAACAGCUGGAGGGUCACAAACGGAAGCCACGCCCUCUCUUCGUGUCGCCCUGGCGAGAAUGUCGACCCCUGUAAAGAUGCAGGUUACCAGGCCAAGAAGAGUGCUAAUGCCCGCUGUAAGGUGCUGAAAUCGGCUGUGUUUAAGCCCUGCCACCGCGUGGUGCCACCUGAGCCCUGGUACGGAGCGUGCGUAUACGACCUGUGUGCCUGUGGGGCAAAUACAGAUGAGUGUCUGUGUGACACGCUGGAGGCCUACGCCAGUCAGUGCAGAGAGGCCGGAGUCGUCCUGCAGUGGAGGAGCCCAUCACUAUGUGCUGUGGGCUGUCCGGUGGAGAGGGGCUUUGUGUUUGAUGAGUGCGGACCACUGUGUCCUGUAACCUGCUUUAACGUCAACGUACCUCUGGGGGUGAUAGAGAGCCACUGCUUCAAGCCCUGUGUACCAGGCUGCCAGUGUCCUGCAGGUCUGGUUCUACAUGACAACCACUGCAUCCAGCCAGAGAAGUGCCCCAAGAUCAUUCAUGAUAAACCCUCAUAGAGCUUUCAUUGCUCCAAUGAACACUUACCUGCACACAGACACACACACACACACUCACACACACACAUACACUGAUAAUCCACUGCAGGACUGCGUACGUCCCCUGUUACUGUAUUCCAAGUCUGAAAAGUAAACAUUUCUCAACAGAUGAACCUCUGUGACCUGUGGAUUUAACAUAUGACUGAAGUGAAAUAUUGCAUUUGACUGUUUUUUUAUCAACAUUUGUAUUCUAUGUAGCACUGAAUAUUUAUAUUACGCAGGGAUUCGUUAUCAGAAUAGGUUUGUUUUCUGUGUGUUUUACACAUAUAGGAGAUAUUGUCCACAGACCACAUUAUUUGAACAGUAUUGUGUAUUAUCAAAACGUUGUUUUACUGUACAGGUCUAUUACAGCACUGUGUGAUGUCUGACUGUAACUAAAGUAAGCCACUCUCAGGUUCUCUUUGUUUUCCAUGUUCAUAUACAAAUAAAACUUUUCACAAAUACGUGUGGUGUUUCA
Molecule: messenger RNA, 6979 nt
Organism: Labrus mixtus (cuckoo wrasse)
Lineage: Eukaryota; Metazoa; Chordata; Actinopteri; Labriformes; Labridae
Gene: kcp
Product: kielin cysteine rich BMP regulator
Exons: 46
Coding region: 157-6483 (2108 amino acids)
Molecular function (GO): protein binding
Source: RefSeq, a predicted model, not a curated record